AAACAUAACCUUCCAGUUUAUAUUCUACCAUCACUGCCACCACCACUUUCCUCCCUUGAGACCCACUUUCCCCCACUGUUUAAGGUCGGAAAACAUGGCCACGGUCACAACACAAGCCUCGGCCUCGGUCUUCCGGCCAUGUGCCUCGAAAUCCAGGUUCCUUACUGGAUCUUCAGGUAAAUUGCACAGAGAAUUGGCCAUUAGACCAAUGGCAAACUCCUCAUCUUCCGCAGGUUCUCUCAAAGUUGAGGCUAAGAAAGGUGAAUGGUUGCCGGGGUUGGCCUCACCGGGAUACCUUAAUGGCAGUCUUCCUGGUGACAAUGGGUUUGAUCCUCUUGGACUUGCUGAGGAUCCUGAAAACCUGAGAUGGUACGUUCAAGCAGAGCUUGUCAAUGGUCGUUGGGCUAUGUUGGGUGUUGCAGGAAUGCUACUUCCAGAGGUUUUCACAAAGAUUGGGAUUCUUGAUGUCCCAAAGUGGUAUGAUGCUGGGAAAGCUGAAUACUUUGCAUCCUCAUCGACCCUGUUCGUGAUCGAGUUCAUUUUGUUCCAUUACGUUGAGAUCAGAAGGUGGCAAGACAUAAAGAACCCAGGAAGUGUCAACCAGGACCCCAUCUUUAAGCAAUACAGUCUGCCCCCCCAUGAGCUGGGAUACCCUGGCGGAAUUUUCAACCCACUUAACUUUGCACCUACUCUUGAGGCCAAGGAGAAGGAGAUUGCAAAUGGGAGAUUGGCAAUGUUGGCAUUUUUGGGAUUUGUGGUUCAGCACAAUAUUACUGGAAAAGGACCAUUUGACAAUCUCUUGCAGCACCUUUCAGAUCCAUGGCACAACACCAUUAUCCAGACACUAGGGGGCUACUAAGUCCUCCCAAGAGAUGACAUGAAAACCAGUUUUCCGUGGGGUGGGGGGGUGGGGGCACGGCUUUCAGUUAGAUGUGGCAUCAGUGUGAACAAGAUCCAUGUACAGGGGAACUAGAUUGAAUCCAAUAUGAUUUCACCAUGCAGAUUACGUCUACUACUUAGCAGUUAGCUUUUCAUUUCUGAAGCAAGAAAUUGAGGAAUUCCUAGUGUAAUUGCUUUCAUUUCCUACAAACUUUAUUUGUUUUUUGGGUGAUUGAAAUCUAAUAUCAGCAGCUAUCCAUGUUACAAGUAUGUUAAGAGAAAAAAAAAAAAAAAUUACUCC
Molecule: messenger RNA, 1180 nt
Organism: Juglans regia (Persian walnut)
Lineage: Eukaryota; Viridiplantae; Streptophyta; Magnoliopsida; Fagales; Juglandaceae
Product: chlorophyll a-b binding protein P4, chloroplastic-like
Exons: 3
Coding region: 95-859 (254 amino acids)
Biological process (GO): response to light stimulus; photosynthesis, light harvesting in photosystem I
Cellular component (GO): membrane
Source: RefSeq, a predicted model, not a curated record